AUGGACGCUCAGAACAAGACUGCCGGUGGUAACGCCGCUUUCCACAACUUCGUGAACGACUUCGCUCACAUUGAGGACCCCAAUGAGCGACGACGACUCGCGCUGGAGAAGAUUGACUCCGCUUCUUUCGGAUGGUACCACAUCCGAGCCAUCAUGGUUGCCGGUAUCGGUUUCAUGACAGACUCUUACGAUAUCUUCGCCAUCAACCUGGGUAUCACCAUGAUGUCCUACGUUUACUGGGGCCAGGGAACUGGCCACGAUGGUCACAUUCCCGAUUCCACCAACACCCUGCUCAAGGUCUCCACUUCUGUCGGUACCGUCAUCGGUCAGCUUGGUUUCGGUAUUCUUGCUGAUGUUGUCGGCCGAAAGAAGAUCUACGGUGUUGAGCUGAUUCUCAUGAUCGGUGCUACCAUUGCUCAGUGUAUGACUGGCCACUCUCAGGCCAUCUCCUUCGUUGCCGUCCUCACCUUCUGGCGAAUUGUCAUGGGUAUCGGUAUCGGAGGUGACUAUCCUCUGUCUUCCAUUAUCACUUCUGAGUUCGCUACCACCAAGUGGCGAGGAGCCAUGAUGGGUGCUGUCUUCGCCAACCAGGGCUGGGGCCAGCUCAUGGGCUCCAUCGUCGCCAUCUGUUGUGUUGCUGGCUUCAAGAACUCUCUUGAGCCCUACCACGGCGCCAACGACUGUGGCUUUGACUGUCAGCAGGCUCUCGAUAAGUCUUGGCGAAUCCUUGUCGGAUGGGGUUGUGUCCCCGCCAUGUGCGCUCUGUACUUCCGACUGACCAUUCCCGAGACCCCCCGAUACACCUUUGACGUUUCUCGAGACAUUGAGAAGGCUCAGGCUGACAUUGACAAGUACACUUCUGGCGAGCACGGAAACGCCUCCCCCGAGGAGAUUGAGGCUCUCAAGGCCCAGGCUGAGGAGCUCCAGACCCAGCAGAACGCUUACAACCCCCCCGUUGCCUCUGCCGGCGACUUCUUCCGACAUUUCUCCCAGUGGAAGCACGGAAAGAUUCUGCUUGGUACUGCCGGUUCUUGGUUCCUGCUCGAUGUUGCCUUCUACGGACUGGGUCUUAACAACUCCACCAUUCUGCACACCAUUGGUUUCGAUAAGGGUGACAACCUGUACUCCACCCUCAUGAAGAACUCCGUCGGUAACCUGAUUCUUAUCUGUGCCGGUGCCAUCCCCGGAUACUGGCUCUCUGUUGUCACCGUCGACUUCAUUGGCCGAAAGCCCAUCCAGAUUGGAGGUUUCACCAUCCUGACUGCUCUCUUCUGUAUUAUUGGUUUCGGUUACGACAAGAUUGGAGAGGGAGGUCUGCUCGCCUGUUACAUUCUGUGUCAGCUCUUUGAGAACUUUGGUCCCAACGUGACCACCUUCAUUGUCCCCGGAGAGUGCUACCCCACCCGAUACCGAUCUUCCGCUCACGGUAUCUCUGCUGCUUCCGGUAAGGUCGGUGCCAUCAUUGCCCAGGUCGUUAUUGGUACUCUGGUCAACCACAACUGUGACCGAGACGGAAAGCCCAAGGGAUGUUGGCUCAACCACGUCAUGGAGAUCUUCGCCCUCUUCAUGCUGCUCGGUAUCGGUACUUCUUUCCUGAUUCCCGAGACCAAGCGACGAACCCUUGAGGAUCUUGCUGAGGAGCUGCACGGUGAGGUCCAGUGGCGACCCCCUGUGGAGGACCAGGCUGAGGAUGUCUCCGACUUCAACGACAACGAGAAGUCUGUCUAA
Messenger RNA from Yarrowia lipolytica CLIB122, 1728 nucleotides. RefSeq lists its product as uncharacterized. Gene Ontology annotation, biological process: phosphate ion transport; transmembrane transport. Gene Ontology annotation, molecular function: phosphate transmembrane transporter activity. Lineage: Eukaryota; Fungi; Ascomycota; Dipodascomycetes; Dipodascales. The record is from RefSeq and is a predicted model, not a curated record. Gene Ontology annotation, cellular component: membrane.